Molecule: messenger RNA, 2940 nt
Organism: Macrosteles quadrilineatus (aster leafhopper)
Lineage: Eukaryota; Metazoa; Arthropoda; Insecta; Hemiptera; Cicadellidae
Gene: P5CS
Product: delta-1-pyrroline-5-carboxylate synthase
Exons: 16
Coding region: 146-2563 (805 amino acids)
Cellular component (GO): cytoplasm; mitochondrion
Molecular function (GO): glutamate 5-kinase activity; glutamate-5-semialdehyde dehydrogenase (NADP+) activity; ATP binding
Source: RefSeq, a predicted model, not a curated record
GUGACGUCAGAGGACCAAGUCCACUCACACACGAGACCCUCUACAUUCUAGAGAGUAUAGACUUCAGUCAGUGUUGGUGCGAGGUACAACUGGCACCGCAUCACUUGUGUUCCCUCUUGUACACUGUUUAUAGAAGUGCCUGGAGAUGCUGGCGGGGUGUAGAUGCACCGGACGACUGGUGGUAGCAGCCCCUCUGGGACUGUCCACAGCCAGGACCUCGAGUCUCCGGAUGUUACUGUCUCGGGGUCAGCCCACCACGGCCCGGACUCGCUACUUGUCCAUCGCUGGUCGCAAGGCCUUCUCUCAGACACAGAACGCUGGUCAGAUGGACCUAAAGAGAGCGCUGCAGACCGCUGAGGGUCGCAAGGGGACGUUCACAGACAGGUCACAGUUCAAGUACGCUCGCAGACUCGUGGUCAAGCUGGGCAGUGCUGUCAUCACCAGGGAGGACGAACACGGCCUGGCGCUGGGGCGACUGGCCUCCAUUGUAGAACAGGUGGCGGAGUGUCACGUGGAGGGUCGAGAAUGUAUCAUGGUCACCUCAGGAGCCGUGGCGUUCGGCAAACAGAAGCUUACCCAGGAGCUGCUCAUGUCCCUCAGUAUGAGAGAAACCUUGUCUCCCACCGACCACACCAGACAGGAGGCCAACACCAUGGUAGAGCCUAGAGCUGCAGCUGCUGUGGGCCAGUCAGGACUCAUGUCACUGUAUGAUGCUAUGUUCGCACAGUAUGGUGUAAAGAUAGCUCAGGUGUUAGUGACUAAACCUGACUUCUACAACGAGGAGACUCGCAAGAACUUGUUCAGUACUCUCUCUGAGCUGAUCAGUCUCAACAUUGUUCCUAUCAUCAACACCAACGACGCCGUCUCACCCCCACCAGCGGCUGAGGAGGACAUACAGAAAACUGGCAAAAAGAUCAUCAGUAUCAAGGACAAUGACAGUUUGGCAGCCAUGUUGGCAGCUGAGGUACAGGCUGACUUGUUGAUCCUCAUGUCAGAUGUAGACGGUAUCUACACAGCACCUCCAUGGGUCGAGGGAGCUCGUCUCAUUCACACCUACACCUCCGAGAUGCACGACAUCAUCCGCUUUGGCAAGAAGUCAAAGGUCGGCACUGGAGGAAUGGAUUCAAAGGUAAAAGCAGCAACUUGGGCUCUUGAGAGGGGGGUCAGUGUUGUAAUCUGCAAUGGUCACCAGGAGAAGGCCAUCAAGACCAUCAUCAGUGGCCGCAAGUUGGGAACAUUCUUCACUGACGCUCCCGCCACAGGCGUAGCCUCCACUGAUGUACUGGCUGAAAAUGCUCGUGCGGGCAGUAGGAAGUUGCAGGCGCUGAGUCCCAGUGACAGAGCCAACUGUAUCUUCACCUUGGCAGAUCUGCUCAUCUCUCGCCAGUCAGACAUUCUAGCAGCCAACGCCAAGGACAUCGCGGAGGCCACCAAGAACAACACAGCCAAGCCUCUACUGUCUAGGCUGUCCCUCUCACCCUCCAAGCUCAAGUCACUGGCCGCUGGCUUGAGACAGAUUGCAGAGACGAGUCACACCAACGUAGGCCGUGUGGUGCGCAGGACAAGACUCGCCCAGGGCCUGGACCUUACUCAGGUCACUGUCCCCAUCGGAGUACUCCUCGUCAUCUUUGAGUCCAGACCCGACUGUCUGCCUCAGGUGGCAGCCCUGGCCCUCAGUUCUGCCAAUGGUCUACUGCUGAAGGGAGGCAAGGAGGCAUCACACAGCAACAAAGCACUCUUCUCUGUUGUUCAAGAAGCAUUGGCGACUGUGGGAGUGCAAAACGCCAUCUCGUUGAUCUCCACUAGGGAUGAGAUCAGCGACCUUUUGUCCAUGGAAGGCUACAUAGACCUGAUCAUCCCCCGAGGGUCCAGCGACCUGGUCCGCAGCAUCCAGGAGAGAUCACAACACAUCCCAGUUUUGGGUCAUGCAGAGGGAAUCUGUCAUGUGUACGUCGACAAGGAGGCGGACCCACAGAAGGCACUCAAGAUCGUGAGGGAUGCUAAGUGUGACUACCCAGCAGCUUGUAAUGCUAUGGAGACUCUGUUGCUACAUGAAGACCAUCUCAACAGUGGCUUCUUUGUAGAGGUCUGCAACAUGCUCAAACAUGAGGGGGUGACAGUGUAUGCUGGGCCCAAGCUGUCAGAGAAGUUGACGUUCGGCCCACCUCCUGCCAAAUCUCUCAAGACAGAGUACGGCAGUCUGGAGUGUGCUGUGGAGAUCGUCAGUAACAUGGAGGAGGCUGUGGAACACAUCGCUCAGUUUGGCAGCGGACACACAGACGUCAUAGUCACUGAGAACCAAGAGAAAGCUCAGCUGUUCCAGAGAGAUGUGGACAGUGCUUGUGUGUUCCAUAACGCCAGUUCCCGAUUUGCUGAUGGAUACAGAUUUGGACUUGGUGCUGAGGUUGGUAUCAGCACGGCUCGUAUCCACGCCAGAGGACCCGUGGGUGUGGAGGGGCUGCUGACCACCAAGUGGAUCCUGAGUGGCAACGGUCACACGGCUGCAGACUUUGCUGAGGGCGGACCCAUGACCUUCACACACGAGACUCUCCCCAUCAAUUGACUUGUUGACAUACACUGUCCUCGUCCCCCUUGUCCCACUGUCUAUUGUUACCCUCACUUCUGUCAAGGCUUGUACUGGCUGUUAAACAGAUACACCAAUUAUGGCUGAUCAUCAAGUCUCCAGUUAGCUUUCUCUACAAUGUAUAAAUAACUGCAAGGCUGCACAUUUUAUUUCAAUCUCUCAUUAGUUAUCUUCAAUCAUAUUAAAAAAAAAAAAUAAAGUAAUAAGUAUCAAGAUCAAUAUUUUUCAAUAACGAAAUGAGUAAUUUUUACCCUGCACUCAGGGAAAUGCAAAAGUGUUGACAAUGUACUAUGUGUGUAUAUUUUGUUUGUUGAUGUAUUUUUAUUCUUAAGAAAAAUAAAUGUUUUUUAUUUGUU